Capronia coronata CBS 617.96 is the source of this 1062-nucleotide messenger RNA. RefSeq lists its product as uncharacterized. The transcript is spliced from 2 exons. The coding region runs from base 1 to 1062 and encodes 353 amino acids. Gene Ontology annotation, molecular function: ATP:ADP adenylyltransferase activity; ATP binding. Lineage: Eukaryota; Fungi; Ascomycota; Eurotiomycetes; Chaetothyriales; Herpotrichiellaceae. Gene Ontology annotation, biological process: nucleotide metabolic process. The record is from RefSeq and is a predicted model, not a curated record.
AUGUCCGAAGCACAGAUGAUGCUUUCUCUGGCACAGCCAUUGCAGAAACUGGUGGCCGACAAGUUCCGCACCGCCUACAAAGACAAAAGUAUCCUGUUUUCAGAGACCGCAGUAGCUCUAUUGCGAACUCAAAAAGGGGCGCCGUUUCAACUGCGAUAUUGUCCAGCAUUGGCAAAGAAGCCCAAAGCAGAUGGAGCGGAAGAAAAGAAGGAGCCAGCACGACCGAAGUUCGAUCCAUUUGCGGAUCCUCCUGAUGAACUGCUCGUGGCCAAUAUUCCGGCGAACAAAGCAUCCCAUAUCUUGGUCCUGAAUAAGUUUCCUGUCAUUCACAACCACUUCAUCAUUGCCACGAAGGCCAACAAGCCUCAGACUGCUAUCCUGGAAAAGGAAGACCUUGGGAUAACUCACGCUUGUCUCCAUGCAUGGCAGCAUGAUCAGCAUGAUCAGCACGGACAGAACUCUUCGCGUCUUUUUGCUUUCUUCAACUCUGGAGAGCAUAGUGGUGCCAGUCAGCCGCAUCGCCAUCUUCAAUUCCUCCCCGUGGAAGAUAUGGCAAGCCCUGAGGCCCCAGCCUGGGAGCUACUUCUUGACCGUAUGACUGUUCGAGCUCACCCCGAACUGCCUCUCUUCCAGGAUCCGUCGCUACCAUUCCUGCAUUUCUCCACACCACUUGAGGAUGGCUUAUCUUUGACGGACUUGUACUCGAAAUACCUUCUUUUAUUAAAUGCGGCAAUGUCGGCGGUCCGAUUUCCAGACCAACCGCUGCAUCAGAAUUUGGAAGUCGAGGAAGACGGCCGGGCUGUGUUCAGCUACAAUCUAGCCAUGACUACUGGAAUACUGGCUAUUUGCCCAAGAAGUAGGGAGGCGGUAGCAAUGCCGGAAUCGGGCGCAACAAGCUCUGUCGCUCUCAAUGGCACAUUACUUGGGGGCACACUGAUGGUGAAAGACGAAGUGGAAUGGGACGUACUCCGGCAUGAUCAUGCAUUACUCGACGGCAUACUUGCGGGCGUCGGGUACCCGCCAGUAUCGUGGGAACCCAACGGCAACGAAAUCAAAUUAUGA